Molecule: messenger RNA, 1525 nt
Organism: Prorocentrum cordatum
Lineage: Eukaryota; Dinophyceae; Prorocentrales; Prorocentraceae
Source: the annotation of a GenBank genome assembly
AUGGACGCCAGCGACAUGCUGAAGCCGGCGCUGGCGAGGGGGAGCCUUCAGGUCGUGGCCGCCACCACGUUCGAGGAGUACCGGGAGCGCUUCUCGAAGGACCCCGCCUUGGAGCGCCGGUUCGAGGUCGUCGAGGUCAGGGAGGCCACGGCCACCGAGGCGGCGGGGGUGCUGGCGGCCCUCAGCCCGCUGUACGAGGCCCACCACGGCGUCACCUGCACGGCGGAGGCGGUGGCGGCGGCGGCCGACUGGUCCGACAGGUACCUCCCAGAGAGGCACCUGCCGGACAAGGCCAUCGACGUGCUGGACAGGGCGGCGGUGCGUGCCAGGGCGCGCCUUGUGGCGCGCAGCGCCGGCCCCGCCGCGGCCGCCAGCGAGCAGGGGCGCGUGACGACACAGGACGUCGCGGCGAUUAUCGAGGAGACGGUGGGGCUGAGGCCUGGGGCCGUGUCCGCGACGGACGCCCUCCUGGGAGGAGCGCUCGAGGCCGCCCUCCGCGAGCGCGUGCGCGGGCAGCCGGAGGCCGUGAAGCUGGUGGCUGCCGCGGUGCUGCGGCACGCCUCCGGCUUGUGCGAGGAGGGCAGGCCCGUCGCGACGCUGCUGCUCUAUGGCCCCCCUGGCGUGGGGAAGACGUCUCUGGCGAAGGCCCUCGCGGAGUGCUGGCUGGGCACGGGGCGUGCGCUGAUCACCUUGGACUGCGCCGGGGCCACGGACGCUUCCGCCGCCGCGGCCGCGCUAGCGGCCGCAGUGAGGCGGCGCCCCCACGCAGUGGUCCUCGUGGACGAGGUAGACAAGGCCCAGGGCGAGCUCCUCGGGCUCCUCCUUGAGGUCGCCGAGGCGGGCUCUCUGACCCUGGGCGGGCCGGGGGCCCUCGGCCGCGUGGACUUCCGCCACGCGCUCGUCUUGCUGGCGUCGAACAGCCAGCGGGGCCCCGCGUCGCUGCCGCCCGCCCUGGCCGACCGGCUGGACGGGGCCGCCCGCCUGGCGCCGCUGGGCCCCGAGGCGCUGUCCGAGGUGCUCUGCGCCAUGGUGCGGGACGCUGCGCGACGGCUGCGCCGGGCGGUGCCUGGCGCCGAGCUGCGCACGACGCAGGCGUGGAGGGAGGCGGUGCUUGAGGAGGCCCUGAGAGGCGGUGGCGCACAGGGAGGUGCGGCGGACGGGGCCGGCGCGCGGCCUCUGCGGCGGGCGCUGCGGCGGUGGCUCGAGAACCCGCUGGCGGCGGAGGUGCUGCGAAGCCGCGCCAGCCCACCGCCAGAUGCUGCGGAGGGGCGCGGUCGGCUCCCGCUGUUCGUCGCGGACGUCGCGGGCGGCGCCCGCGCGGGCGCCGCCAGUCUGCGCGCGGCCGUGUCGACGGAGUGGCGGGCCGCCGCGGACGCCGAGGCGGACAGCGACGAGCUCAUGGGUGAGGAUGAUACGCAGGAUGAUGACGCGCACGAGUGCGAGGGGAUACAGAAAGCAGGGGAAGAGGCGGCGAUGGUGGAGCAGGUCGUGCAGACGAUGUUGUACUUUCGGUGCCAUGCCGGAG